Rotaria sp. Silwood2 is the source of this 444-nucleotide messenger RNA. Lineage: Eukaryota; Metazoa; Rotifera; Eurotatoria; Philodinida; Philodinidae. The record is from the annotation of a GenBank genome assembly.
AUGUCCAUAUAUGCUAUAACUAUUGCAUUUAUUGUUCCUCUGAAUAGUUCCAUAAUUAUCUAUAGUAUAAUUUUCUAUCAUGCUCGUAAAUCAUCUCAACGUAUUGCUCCUUCAACAUCCAAUAUUAUGACUACUCGUAUACCGUAUGCUAGACGUGAAAUGAAACUUGCACAAAAUAUGAUCAUGAUAGAGGCAUUUUAUGCAGCUGCCGGAGCACCUCUUUUGAUACUUAUCCUUUGGCAAGGGAUACAAGUCAAAAGUCCACCACCGGAGUCAUUUUAUUUAUUGAGUAUGAAUUCAAUAGUGCUUUUUACCAAUGUUAUGAUAAUUAUGCUAUUCUACACGAACAAGCAGGUGAAAGACAUUGCUCUUAACCGUCAACGCGUGGAACCAGUAUCUACUGUUAAUCGUCAACAGCAGAUGUUGCAAGUUAUUGAACACUGA